Molecule: messenger RNA, 2990 nt
Organism: Dermacentor silvarum
Lineage: Eukaryota; Metazoa; Arthropoda; Arachnida; Ixodida; Ixodidae
Product: protein BANP-like
Exons: 10
Coding region: 1350-2513 (387 amino acids)
Biological process (GO): protein localization to nucleus; negative regulation of protein catabolic process
Molecular function (GO): DNA binding
Source: RefSeq, a predicted model, not a curated record
GUCACGCCGCCACCGGAUUUUCGCGAAAUGUCAUGAAAUCUGUAAGAACAAAUAUGCAACAAGAUGGCCCAGGAACAGAAGACUCCACCUUUCCACCUCUGGAAGUAGAAUAUUAACAACUAUUUAAGUAAAUGCUGCAUGACUAGGAAUUGAGGUGGGAAUCAUUAUGUAAAUUAAGAGAUCAAAACAACUUAAGGACCUCUGCUCAUACAUUUGCCGACAGCUGUUGCACGUAAUACGGGAGCGACAAAAAAAAUGGAAGGCCACUUUGCACAUGUCGCAAAAUUCCCAACUGCUUCCAACGAGCAUUGCACAAUUAGCAUAUUUUGUUCCUUUAUUUGAUCAUUCAGAGAGGCACGAUUGCAAAACGCAGUAUUGCAUAAUACUGUUUGUGUUGCUCGAUCUGGCUGCACCAAUUGACACUUUGUGUUACGUGGUAUGAAGCGGGUUGAGGUGUGAAAGGAGUGAGCUCCAUGGGUAAAUAGCUUCGCGCAAGUGACAAAGUGACAUUGAUGACAAUUUCGCAAAACCUUGUACCUUCGCAACUCGACAGCUUACUGUGCAACACUUGCACUGAGUUUUUAAUAACCUGGACAAGUUUAUCCACAGACAAAAAGGCCGCAAAAUGAUUCAUGCAAGCUGGUGCAAGUGGCCCCUAGAUCCUUCUAGAGCGCAGCUUAGGCGCCCGUUCCAGCGGUGAGCCUCGUAAACGAGCACAACGAAGGAUGAGAGUGAACGCGGAGCGCAGCGGGCGAUGAAUGACGGCGAUAGUGAAGAGAGCGCGAGGAGGAUGGUAUGGCGGAAGCGUCGGAAGGUGUAGUGCCGCUCAAGACGGACUCUGCGGUGACGAUGGCUACGCGAUGGCGCCAGAGUAGCGCGCGUCGUAGAGUAGCGCGUGUCGUCAUGUUUACCAAAGCGCUGUAUGAGCGGAGGUCUGUCUGCGGCGGCUGCUGUCAACGUUUUAGUUGGCUGCUGUGAAUCACGCCCGCGUGUCACCCCCGCGCUGCUUCUCGCGAUCUCCCGGUCAACGAGGCAGUCGCGCCUCGCUUCGCCCCGUUUGGAACGUGCCGCACGAGACAGAUUGUCCGCGCCAGCCAAUAUAUCGCGAAAUGAAAACACAUAUAGAGCUGCGCUAAAAUUUCGCAUUAGGGACUAUCGUAAUCGUCGGAUUUUUUUGUCACUGCAAACGUCGUACAGUUUCAGUUUCGAUGUGUGUUCAGAAAAUUUAGAGUUUAAGAAGAUUUAAUCCAACAUACCAAAAAGCUACCCGCAGCUCUACUUAAGAAAUGCUAAGGUUUAAUAUUUUAUUCUGUUAGAGUGCAUUUGUUGAAUAAGUAAAAUUGGACUUUAUGACGUCAUAUUCACUCGUCUCGAAUUUGCCGAGAAGAGACGCCAUUAUCGCGAUAUCGAGAAGGAGGAUGGCGGACGACAUUCCAUCAUUUCAACUGACAGUGAAUGGGGACAGCCUGCCAGGGCUGGUACUGGUGGACCAGAUGACGGAACAGGCUGAUAGCCCACCACUGCGGUUGGUGCCUGUUGGAGGUGGCCAGUUCCUGCUGGCCAAAAUGGCUGGCCUGGCCCCUGAUGAGGAGAACAGCCUGGCUGUCAGCACCACCACCCAAGAUGACUUGGCAACACAACUGGCAGAGCUGCAGGCUGAGGUUCUGCAGAGGCUAGAGGGGAUCUCCAGCAAGCUGAGUGCAGUAGAGACCCGAUACACCACUCUUGGUGACAAGAUCCACAGUCUAACAGCAAUGCUACGCACACCAACACCUGCUGCAAGCUCCGCCAGCACACCCUCAAGUGACACGAGGACCACUGUGCCAGUUUGUGUCCCAUCACCAGCUGGUGGAACUGUGGAAGACUAUCCAAGUGGUUCCUGGCUUGGGAAUCCAGCCGACCCAGAUAUGCGAGUUCGUGUACCAGUCUCACCUGAGGAUUUGGAGAUGCUCAACCGAACCUGCACCACCCCAGAAAAGAUGGCCUUAACACUACUUGACUUUCUUUUUGACCGAGAAGUGCAGGCUAGCUCAAACAUUUCUGGCACUGGGCGUCAUGGAAAACGACAACUGGACCCACUUCGCAUCUUUGCAAUAAAAUGUCAUCUAGUACACCAAUUCUCCAUCAGUGACCACGACUGGCAUCGAAUCAAACAAAAUAUGGACUCCAAAUGCCGCACAGCUUUCAGGCGCAAAAAUAGAGGAAUGUCGCUUUCAGUCAAGGCAUUUCGUGACAGGGGAGUAUACCCCACCACAGGUUCAAAUUCUUCACAGUCAGCGGAGGACCCUGCUGAGCAGCUAGCCCUUCUCUCUGAAGAUGCUCUGCGUGAUAUCGCCAGCUUACAGCCACAGAUCAUCCGCACCGAGCAUGGGGACAUCCAGGUUGUGCAGGCUACUGCUGAGCAGCUUGCACAAAUGGAACGGGAUCCACAAAUCCACAUUCUCGCCAGCACAGAAGUACUUAGUGCUGCAGACAUUGAACAAAAUGAAACUGAAGAAGAUUUGGAACCCUGACAGUGUUGAAUGGACUGAGGUCCGACAACCGCUUCGUCAACCCUGGUCCCAAGGAGGAGUGAGGUGUGCCACGAGAAGUUGCUUGCUUCUGCUUUGCAAGUUCCAGGAGUCUGGCAGUCCACCUCAUGGCUCCACUUGUCCUGCUUGAGCAGUCUUGGGUGUUGGAAUCUUCAAACCAAAUAGCAUGUAUCCUCAGGAACACCAAAUGGCAUUAGCUGUUCAAAUAGUACUUGAAUAGCUUGGUGUUCAUUUGGUGUUCUUAAGGAUAAGUGGCCAGUCAUGUGAUGUUUAUUCAGCAUCCCUUUCUGCUCAGCAUUGUUGGCCUUAAUUUUAUUGUUAAUUGUGCUCAUAGCUAGCACAGUGUAAUUUAUCAGUGCCCCAUUUCAUGAAGAACCAGACAUUUGUGUGGUUAUGCUUGUUAUACCUGUUGUAUAUAUGUGUACAUAAACGAUUAAAGCACCCAUAUGUUAUCCUUGA